CUUGUGGGAGGCUUCACCAAAAGACAAAAGAGACAUGUCAGGACCAACUUGACAAACUGCAAGUCGCUUCUGGUGUGAGAGAAUUUGCCGUCUGCAAGGACGUUGCCCAGGGACUCCCGGAUGUUUUGAUGUUUUACCAUCCUUAUGGGAGACUUCUGUCAUGUCCCUUCACCAAAAGGCAAAGGUCACAUGUCAGGAGCAAGUUGACAAAAUUCAAGUCGCUUCUGGCGUGAGAGAACUGGCCGUCUGCAAGGAUGUUUUGAUGUUUUACCAUCCUUGUGGAAGGCUUCUCUUAUGUCCCUUCACCAAAAGACAAAGGUGACAUGUCAGGAGCAACUUGACAAACUGAAAGUCACUUCUGGUGUAAGAAAUUGGCCGUCUGCAGGGAGGUUGCCCAGGGGACACCCAGAUGUUUUAGCAUCCUUCUCUCAUGUCUCCCAAUGGGGAGCUGGAGCUGACAGCGGGAGCUCAUCCGCCGCUCGAACCUCCGACCUGUCGGUCUUCAGUCCUGCCGGUCAAACCCAACAGUAGAUUGGGGAAAGUAGGGUCUGCACUGACCGUUCCGUGCCAUCGCCAUCCGGGCGUCAAGAAGGACCGUGAGUUCCUCUGCCUACGCUUUCUUCAACGCAGUGUAGAUGAGGUAGCUGAGCCCCCCUCCCCCUGCCUUUGGGGAUCUUUGUAUGCCGUGGAUACUGCGCCCUCCCUGCUCCAGCCACUGCCUGUUUCGGAUGGGGGAGGUCCUCUUUCUUCUCCCUUUCCCUUCCCUCCCCCUUUGUGCGUGUUUGUCCCUCGCUCCCUGAAUCCAAUCAGGACGCCUCGGCUGGACUUUUCCGGCCAGAGGCGCCUCCUCUCUUUCUCUCUCUCUCUCUUUCUCUCUCUCUCCCUCCACUUCUGCCAGUCGGAGACCUUCAGAAACGUCGUCGUCGCAACCUCUGGGCCAAAGGACUCUCUUCUCGGACCCACGAGGAGCCCACGGCGACGCCCCGCGGAAAGAGGGUCCCGCCGGGAAGGAGGCGAGGCCUGGGCUUCUGGAUGGCCCUGGCUGAAGGCGGCUGGUGCCUCCUGAAGCGCCGCAGCCCCGACGAGGCGCCCUUUCCCUCGCUGCCGUCGCCCUCUCCUCCGUCGCCCUCCUCGUCCUCGGGCUGCUCCCCGGGCGGGGGCGGCCCCUCCAGCGCCAGGACUUUCAAGCAGGAGCCCGGGGAGGGCCUGCCGGAGGCGGGGAGGGCCUUGCUGGGCCCCUUCGUGCCCCUUCCUCCUCCCCCUCCCUCCUCCUCCUCCUCCAGCUGGGAAGACGUCAUCCUCCUCGCCGACCUCGACCAGGCCAACAAGCUGCUCUGGUCCAGCCGCGCCAAGCCCGCGCCCGACCCCCUGGAGGAUAUGUAUCACCACCAUCACCACCACCACCACCACCCUUCGCACCUCCAAAGCGGCGCCUACGACUCCUCUCCCCCCGGAGGAGGAGGAGGAGGAGGAACAGGGGCUUCUCCGUCCGUGGGAGGCGGAUUCGGGCCCCCGUCGCCGGUCUACGUGCCCACUACCCGCGUGGGACCCAUGCUGCCCUACAUGCAGAGCCCGCAAGCGCCCUCGGGAUGGCCCGCGCAAGCCGACAGCCCUUCGCCUUCCUACGGAUCCUGCGGGGGAGGGGGAGGAGCAGGGGGAGGCGGAGGAGGAGGCUCCUCCGGGCGCUUCGCCUCCUACGCCACCAGCAGCCCUCCCGCCGCCAACGGAGCCCCUCGGGACCCCUACGGAGCCGCCCGAGAGCAGCUCCGACCUCUCAACGGAGCCUACUACGGGCCCUACAUGGGCGCCCAAUUCGCCGCCGCCGCCGCCGCUGCUGCAGGACCCGGAUGGGGGAGCCCCUUCGACAGCUCCCACUUGAUCCACUUCCCUACCAGAGCUGCCCCACUCUCCGUCAGGGGCCCCGCCACCGCCGCAGAUCUUUUGGAUGAGUUGCAGGAGAGCCGGGAAUGCGUCAACUGCGGCUCCUUCCAGACCCCACUGUGGAGGAAGGAUGGUACUGGCAACUAUCUCUGCAAUGCUUGUGGGUUGUAUACCAAGAUGAAUGGCCUCAGCAGACCCCUCAUCAAGCCCCAGAAGAGAGUGCCUUCUCAGCGACGACUGGGUCUGUCCUGUGCCAACUGUCAAACUACAACCACUACCCUCUGGCGCAGGAACGCAGAAGGAGAGCCCGUGUGCAACGCCUGUGGAUUGUACAUGAAACUUCAUGGGGUCCCUCGGCCCCUUGCCAUGAAAAAGGAGGGAAUUCAAACCAGGAAACGCAAACCAAAGAACCUGUCUAAGAUAAAAUCUUGCUCGGGUAAUAAUACCAGUAAUGCUGUUCCUAUGACUCCAACUUCCACGUCUUCUACGAACUCAGAUGACUGUAGAAAAAAUGCUUCCCCAAGCGCACAACCCACGGCCUCAGGGGUGGUGUCUUCAGCAAUGUCCACUAGGGGAGAGAACGCCAGUCCGGAGACUAAUUCCCUCAAGUAUUCUGGUCAAGAAGAGCUUUAUCCAGGUGUCAGCCUGAGCUCCACUGCAGAAGUGACGGCCUCAGUGAGACAGGAGUCUUCCUGGUGUGCCAUCGCUCUUGCAUGAAUUGGCGACAAGUAAAUGGCAUUGGAGACUUGCACUGGGCAGCAGCCAUCUACACUUGUGUGGUGCAUUUUUCUCCUUUCAAGCAGUCCAAGAAGUGAUGACAAAUGAGGACAGGAACAUUCAUUGCCCUCAACGUAUCUGUGCCUUGAUUCUAGAAAUGUUUACUCCCAGUGGUCUGUGUGAUUGUCCAGCUCCUCAGCAAUGCAAGAGACUCGAAGGAGCCUGAACCACUUAUGUUCAAUCGACAAAGGAGUGCCUAUCUGCACUAUUGAUAGAUCUUCACCACAACUACCAGUACUGCCUUGUGUAAUUGUGGAUGGUGUAUUCAUUUCACUCCCACUCACCCAACAUCCAGGAUCUGACUGGUAUUGACAUGGUUUUGUAGACAAAUUAGGCUAAGCUUGCAUUCUAAAGGAUAACGCAACACAGAAGAGCUAAAUGACUGUGCAACUUGUUCCAGUGUGCGGAUCUUGGACUUCAUGGUUCGAUGUGAUCUCCUCUCACAGCUCAGUGUUCCAGCAAGUGCCUUCUGCUCACCACAUGGCCUUAUUGUUUCUCAGUAGCUUUUCUCAAGUGGAAUUCCAAUGAAGGCCAAUGAAGGAAAUCACAUUCGGUACACCUUUCUCAAGUUAGAACAUGCUAAUGAGAACAUGCUAUAAAAUACAUGUGUUUUUGGUGUUGACAUAUACUGUGAUGGAGGAGGAUAAAUGUUUCUACAUUGUGACUGAACAGUCAGAAUUUACUAAACAGGGUAGCAUUCAGAAUUUCACCCCCUUCCAUUGAUACAAUAAUUUUGGUUUUUAUAUAAGUGCAAUUUGUGUUGCAGCAAUCAGUGUUAAAUCAUAAGCAGAAGAUUUAACAGCAGUUUUUAUAUGAAUGAAUGGAAUGAAUGUAAACCUUUUAACUUAAUGGUACGUAAAUAAUUUAAUAGAGAAAAGUUAACCAGGCAUCCUGAUAGGGUUUUUUUUUUAUUGCAUCAAAAUGUUCUACUUCUGUGUUUCUGAUUUUUAAAACAAAACUUCCAAGAACAAAUGUUUUCUCAGGAAAAAAAUAAUGACCCUUGUUGUCUAUCUGGUCAUAAGCUUUAUAUAGAAGUCAUCCCCACUCUCUUGCCACUGAAUAAAAUAUGUGCUAGAAAAAGUAUCAAUUGCAGUGAAACUUGACUACCUAGUGGAUAAAUGUGUAAAUACUCCAGCAGAAUUGUGAGGCAUCUUUAAAAUGUUAGGAUGUAGUCUGUAUAAUGUAACCAAGCUAUAUCUAGGUUGGUUGACAUUGAAACAAUAGCAACAAUGGGAUGUCUUGUCAUUUGGACAGUUGUCUUCGUGGGAGGUUUCAAAAUAAAAGGGUUAUGUGUUCUUUCUGUACAA
Anolis sagrei ordinatus is the source of this 3965-nucleotide messenger RNA. RefSeq names its product GATA binding protein 6 (gene GATA6). Gene Ontology annotation, cellular component: nucleus. Gene Ontology annotation, biological process: negative regulation of transcription by RNA polymerase II; positive regulation of transcription by RNA polymerase II; epithelial cell differentiation. Gene Ontology annotation, molecular function: RNA polymerase II cis-regulatory region sequence-specific DNA binding; DNA-binding transcription factor activity, RNA polymerase II-specific; zinc ion binding. Lineage: Eukaryota; Metazoa; Chordata; Lepidosauria; Squamata; Anolidae. The record is from RefSeq and is a predicted model, not a curated record.